Molecule: messenger RNA, 597 nt
Organism: Phaethon lepturus (White-tailed tropicbird)
Lineage: Eukaryota; Metazoa; Chordata; Aves; Phaethontiformes; Phaethontidae
Gene: DDX28
Product: DEAD (Asp-Glu-Ala-Asp) box polypeptide 28
Exons: 1
Source: RefSeq, a predicted model, not a curated record
AGCGAGACGCUGGGGAAGUUCACCGACGUGGGCCGCUUUGUCACCCUCACUACCCAGUGCCUGCACCGCCUGCCACCCCACGUCCAGCAGAGGUUUGUCCGUCUCAAAGGCCAGGACAAGCUGCCCGAACUGCUGCAGCUACUCAAGGAGCGCCCAGCUUCCGGCGGGGCUGUUCUCAUCUUCUGCAACAGCGCCAGUACUGUCAACUGGCUGGGUUAUAUCCUGGAUGACCACAAAAUCAAGCACCUGAGGUUGCAGGGACAGAUGUCAGCAGCUGCUAGAGCUGGCAUCUUUGCCUCCUUCCAGAAGGGUGACGUGUCUGUCCUUGUCUGCACUGACCUUGCCUCACGGGGGCUGGACACCAGCAGUGUGCAGCUAGUGGUCAACUAUGACUUCCCAGACACCCUGCAGGAUUACUUGCACCGCGUGGGGCGAGUUGGACGGGUUGGAAGCAAGGCACCGGGAGCCGUGGUUAGUUUUGUUACCCAUCGGUGGGAUGUGGACCUGGUGCGGAAAAUAGAGACUGCAGCCCGGAAAAAGACAGGUCUUCCAGGCAUGGACUCCUCUCUUAAUAAGCCUCUGCCUAAAGGAGGUUGA